GGGCGGGGCCCGGGCCGGGCUGUGGCGGUGCGUCGGGGCCGGGGCGAGCGGGGCCCGCCGGGCUCCUCCGGGGCCGGCGGCGGCUGCUUCUGCCUGGGCGGCGCAGGCGGCAUGAAGGGGAAGGAGGAGAAGGAGAAGGAGGGCGGCGCGGGGCUGCCCGGCGGCGGGGAGGCUGGCGGCGGCGGCGGCGGCGCGGGCGGCAGCCCGGAGAAGACCCGCAGCGCGCAGGAGUACAAGGAGCAGGGCAACCGGCUCUUCGUCAGCCGCAAGUACCCCGAGGCCGCCGCCUGCUACGGACGCGCCAUUAACCGCAAUCCCCUGGUCGCCGUCUACUACACCAACCGCGCCUUAUGUUACCUAAAGAUGCAACAGCACGACAAAGCCCUGUCGGACUGCAAGCACGCCUUGGAACUGGACGGCCAAUCCGUGAAGGCACAUUUCUUCCUGGGACAGUGCCAGCUGGAGAUGGAGAAUUAUGACGAGGCUAUUGCUAACCUUCAAAGAGCCCACAACUUAGCCAAAGAGCAGCGGCUAAACUUCGGGGACGACAUUCCGAGCGCCCUGCGCAUCGCCAAGAAGAAACGUUGGAACAACAUCGAGGAGAAGCGGAUCAACCAGGAGAACGAGUUGCACGCUUACCUCACCAAGCUCAUCAUGGCAGAGAAGGAGAGGGAACUCGACGAAUGCCAACGGGCCCAAGAGCAGGAGAACAUGGAUGAAAACCGGAGCCGGGCACAACUGGCCAACAUCAAAGCCAAACACGAAAAAUAUCUAGCAGACAUGGAUGAGCUCUUCUCCCAGGUGGACGAGAAGCGGAAGAAACGGGACAUCCCUGAUUACCUGUGUGGGAAAAUCAGCUUCGAACUGAUGCGCGAGCCUUGCAUUACGCCGAGUGGGAUCACCUACGACCGGAAGGACAUCGAAGAGCACCUCCAGCGGGUUGGCCACUUUGACCCUGUGACCCGAAGCCCGCUGACCCAAGACCAGCUGAUUCCAAACUUGGCCAUGAAAGAGGUGAUUGACGCCUUCAUAUCCGAAAACGGCUGGGUGGAAGAUUACUGACCUCCGAAGGAUGGGAGGAGAACUCCUGGGGACCUCCAGUUGGUGUGGCAACCAAGAAGUCCCCCUCCGGACUGCGCCGGACUGCCCGCUGGGCCACCCCCUUGCCUUAGCCUCUCUCCCUUUCUCCUUCUUUGCCCACCCGGCUUUCCCUAACCCUUCCCUCCUCCGGCAGGGAGGAGGGUGGGGUAGCUUUGUGGCUGUGGUGGUCUUCUUCUGAGCCAGAACUUCUUCCGGGCAACAAAGAGACCUCGGCCUUGAUCCGGACAGGUGGGGUAGCUUCACGGCUGCGGUGGUCUUCUUCUGAGCCGGAUCUCCUUCCGGGCAACAAGGAGACCUCGGCCUUGAUCCAGACAGGAUGGAAGAUGUUCCCAUCGUAGAAGCUCAAGGAUGGGAAUUGCUUUUCCCGGGCUUCGCCUGACUUUGGUACCAAACUGCACCCACCCCACACUUCUAUCCAGAUGCUUUUGUCCCCUUCCUCAGCACGCCUUCCUCCCACGCCAUCGGCCCUCCUCUCCGUGGAGCAAAGACUGCAAUCAGCCCACCUACCCACCCUCCAGGAGACCCCCCCCCUCGCCGAUGCUUCUUUUCCUGGUCUCUUAACUGUACAAAGUUUUCCUUCUCGACAUCCGUUGUCCUGCCUGUCCAGAAGAGCUGAAGUUCUGCAUCUGCUUCUCUGUAAAUAAAACGGCCACCGAUUUCAGGGCGGAUCCAGGAGGGGCAAAGAGAAAGGGUUGUUAUCUCAGUUUCUCGAAGCGGACUGGAAUUGGCGCUUCGUGGGCGAAACGGUCGGCCCAGUUUGUGGAUAAUUGCGUUGAGCGACGGAGAGAGAGAGAGCGGAGCCCCGCGUUCCCGUUGCCGGGCAGUUUGUUUUACCUAUUAGAGUACUCAAAAGUUUUAUGUUUUCGGGUUGGUUUUGAAUUAAACUCCCCUCUCCCCAGUUCAAUCCUCA
Messenger RNA from Crotalus tigris (Tiger rattlesnake), 2011 nucleotides. It is a transcript of the gene STUB1, whose product is annotated as STIP1 homology and U-box containing protein 1. Gene Ontology annotation, biological process: protein polyubiquitination; protein quality control for misfolded or incompletely synthesized proteins; positive regulation of proteolysis. The coding region runs from base 112 to 1062 and encodes 316 amino acids. The transcript has 7 exons. Gene Ontology annotation, cellular component: cytoplasm; Z disc. NCBI's taxonomy places the organism in Eukaryota, Metazoa, Chordata, Lepidosauria, Squamata, Viperidae. The record is from RefSeq and is a predicted model, not a curated record. Gene Ontology annotation, molecular function: ubiquitin protein ligase activity; protein-folding chaperone binding.